ACGCAGCCCUUGUUACCAUGUUAUUUGGGUUCGUUUCAACCCGCGGCCAUGAAAAACAACCCGCGGAAACAGAGUAAAAGCAGCCCAAUUCCGCGGGCAAAACCGGGGACUUGGCAACACUGCUUCGGACGUCACAGAUCACGUGGUUAUGUCUAAACGAAUCAAGCUCCGGUUCCGGUCUUCACAGUUUGUUUCUGUUUCGUGUUGACUCGAGCUUGAAGUGUCGGUGCUGAACGAACAUCAGUGAGUUUGACAUAUCUUCAGGAAGAGAUCUUCAUUUCCUCAUCCCAGCUGUGUGUCUCUGAAGAGCCGUCGAUCCAGAGUUCAUCGUGAAUUCAGUGAUGGAGCAGUGACCUCUGACCCCAGUGUUUCCAUAUACAGGGAAGAUGUCAGACUCUGAGACGAGGAAGAGAUCUUCAUCUCCAGAUCCCAGCUGUGUGUCUCUGAAGAGUGAUGGAUCCAUGAUUCCUCCUCCUGUAUUCAGUGAUGGAGCAGUGACCUCUGACCCCAGUAUCUUCAGGAAGAGGAAGAGAUCUUCAUCUCCAGAUCCCAGCUGUGUGUCUCUGAAGAGUGAUGGAUCCAUGAUUCCUCCUCCUGUAUUCAGUGAUGGAGCAGUGACCUCUGACCCCAGUAUCUUCAGGAAGAGGAAGAGAUCUUCAUCUCCAGAUCCCAGCUGUGUGUCUCUGAAGAGUGAUGGAUCCAUGAUUCCUCCUCCUGUAUUCAGUGAUGGAGCAGUGACCUCUGACCCCAGUAUCUUCAGGAAGAGAUCUUCAUCUCCAGAUCCCAGCUGUGUGUCUCUGAAGAGCGAUGGAUCCAUGAUUCCUCCUCCUGUAUUCAGUGAUGGAGCAGUGACCUCUGACCCCAGAGAUGAUCCGACUGGAGACCAGGAUUCUCCUCAAGCAGUAGAUGAUGAACUCCAGAGAGUCAAAGAGCAGCUCAAAACCAGCAUGAAGAACAAGUAUGAGAGAUUAUUUGAGGGACUGAACCUCCAGGAGAAUGAAACCCUCCUGAACAGGAUCUACACACAGCUCUACAUCAUAGAGGGAGAGAGUGAAGGAGUGAAUGAACAACAUGAGGUUUUCCAGAUGGAGAAAACAGCCAGAACACAACACUCACAAGACACUCCAAUCUACUGCAAUGACAUCUUUAAAGCCUCACCUGAACCAGGAUGUGAGGAGAAACACCAGAUCAAGACUGUUCUUACUAAAGGCAUCGCUGGAAUCGGAAAAACCGUCUCUGUGCAGAAGUUCAUUCUGGACUGGGCCGAGGGAAAAGACCAUCAGGAUGUAGAUUUCAUGUUUGUGCUUCCAUUUCGAGAGCUGAACCUGAUCCGAGAUCAUCGGUACAGUCUUCACAGACUUCUGCUGGACUUUCAUCCUGAACUUCAAGAUCUGGACUCAAAGAUUUAUGAGGAGUGUAAAGUUGUGUUCAUCUUUGAUGGUCUGGAUGAAAGCAGAAUCACACUGAUGUUUUCAGACGCUCAGAAAGUUUCUGAUGUCACUGAGACUUCAUCAGUGGGUGUGUUGAUGUCAAAGCUCAUGACAGGAGAGCUGCUUCCCUCUGCUCUCAUCUGGAUCACCUCCAGACCAGCAGCAGCCAAUCAGAUCCCCUCCAGAUACAUCAACCGUCUGACAGAGAUUCAGGGAUUCAAUGAGCCUCAGAAGGAGGAAUAUUUCAGGAAGAGAAUCAGUGACGAGCAUCAAGCCAGCAGAAUCAUCUCACACAUCAGAAGAGCAAGAAGCCUCCACAUCAUGUGCCACAUACCCGUCUUCUGCUGGAUCUCAUCCACUGUGCUUCAAAAGCUCCUGGAAGAAGAUCUGAGUGCAGAAAUCCCUCAAACUCUGACUGAAAUGUACAUCCACUUCCUGCUGAUUCAGAUCAACAUGAGGAAUCAGAAGUAUGGAGAGAGAGAUCCAGAGAAACUCCUGCUGUCCAACAGAGAAGUGAUUGUGAAACUUGCUGAAGUGGCUUUCAAUCAGCUGAUGAAGGGCAAUGUGAUGUUCUACGAGGAGGACCUGAGAGAGAGCGGCAUAGACGUCACUGACGCCUCAGUGUAUUCUGGGAUUUGCACUGAGAUCUUUAAGGAGGAAUCUAUGAUUCAUCAGAGGAAAGUCUACAGCUUCAUUCAUCUGAGCUUUCAGGAGUUUCUCGCUGCUUUCUAUCUGUUUUAUUCACAUGUGAUCAAGAACAAGAAACUACUGAAUGAAUUCAGAUUUUACAGAUCUGAUAAAGACUCUCUGGAUGAUCUACUAAUAUCAGCAGUAAAUAAAGCCCUCAGGAGUAGGAAUGGACAGCUGGAUCUGUUCCUGCGGUUCCUGCUGGGCGUCUCACUGGAGUCCAAUCAGAGACUCUUACAGGAUCUACUGACACACACAGAGAACAGCUCAGAGAGCAUCAGGAGAAUCACACAGUACAUUAAAGAGAUGAUCAAAGAUCGACGUGCACGCUCAUAUAGAGAAGAUAGUGAUCUCUCCACUGAAAGAUCCAUCAAUCUGUUCCUCUGUCUGCUGGAAGUCAAAGAUCAGUCUCUGUCCAGAGAGAUUCAGGAGUUUGUGAAAUCAGACAAACGCUCAGAGGAGAAACUCUCUCCGUCUCACUGCUCAACAAUCUCCUACAUGAUUCAGAUGUCAGAGGAGCCGCUGGAUGAGCUGAACCCCAUGAAAUACAACACAUCAGCUGAGGGGAGAAGAAGACUGAUACCAGCUGUGAUCAACUGCAGAAAAGCUCUAUUUUCUGGCUGUAAUCUCUCAGAUCAGCAUUGUGAAAUUGUGUCUUCAGCUCUACAAUCCUCAAACUCUGUCCUGAGAGAGCUGGAUCUGAGUAACAAUGAUCUACAGGACUCUGGUGUCAGCUUCAUUUCUGAUGGACUGAAGAGUCCAAACUGUCAGCUGCAGAUCCUGAGACUUGCUCUCUGUAAUCUCACUGCUCAGUGUUGUGACAGUUUGUCAUCAGCUCUACAAUCCUCAAACUCUGUCCUGAGAGAGCUGGAUCUGAGUAACAAUGACCUACAGGACUCUGGUGUCAGCUUCAUUUCUGAUGGUCUGAAGAGUCCAAACUGUCAGCUGCAGAUCCUGAGGUUGUCUGGCUGUAUGGUGACAGAGGAAGGCUGUGGUUAUGUGUCUUCAGCUCUGAGUUCAAACCCCUCACACCUGAGAGAGCUGGAUCUGAGCUACAAUCACCCAGCACAAUCAGGAGUGCAGCUGCUCAACCACAAACUGGAGGAUCCAAACUAUAAACUGCAGAUACUCAAUGUGGAUCAUGGAGGAGAGGUAAUGAUGACAGCAGGACUACGAAAGUAUGCCUGUGAUCUCACACUGGAUCCAAACACAGCAAACACUCGACUCGUUCUGUCUGAUGGGAACAGAAAGGUGAUGCGUGUGGAAGAGGAUCAGCCUUAUCCUGAUCAUCCAGAGAGAUUUGUGUAUCAUCAGGUUCUGUGUAGAGAGAGACUGACUGGACGCUGUUACUGGGAGGCUGAAUGGAGCGGAGAUGAUGCUGAAAUAUCAGUGACAUAUGAAGGAAUCAGCAGGAAAGGAAGGAGAGAUGACUGUGUGUUUGGAUGGAAUGACAAAUCCUGGAGUCUGCUCUGCUCUGCUGGAGGAUUCACUGUCCGUCACAAUAAGAACAGGACUGUUAUACCUCCUGACCGUCUAUCCUCUAAGAGAGCAGGAGUGUAUGUGGACGUGUCGGCCGGCUCUCUGUCCUUCUACAGUGUCUCUGACACACACACACUCACACACUUACACACACUCAACACCACAUUCACUGAAGCUCUCUGUGCUGGAUUUGGUGUUUAUUCCUCAGUGUCUCUGUGUGAUAUUAAAGGAUAGAGAGACACUCUGUAAAUCCUCUUUCUGAUCUUCACACACACUCAUCAAAUCUCACUUCAUUACAUUUGUAUUCAUUCAUUUUUAAUUCAUGUUUUUCAUUGUCAUCUAGAAGUUACACCUCUUGAUCAGACACACACACUGUUCUGAAUCUGGAUUCACUCGCAAAUCUCUCUGUACUCUUGCAGAAAUUAAUUUGCUUCUGGAUUAAACGCUGUCAAAAGUUAUCAACCAAUCAGAAGAGACAACUCAUCCAUGAAAAUGCUACGUGGAAUCUUAUUGGUUGAGAGUGAACUGCGUCUAGAAUUCUUUCGACAAAGAUGGAUAUGUAAUUUCUUUACAGUUUAAUAAUAUUUAAUAAGAUUAAUCAAAAUUUAGUCCAAAAUUUAGCGCUUGGAUGUUUUCCAUAUUAAUAAGCCUGUUUGUAACUGCAUCCCACAGGUCAAACCCCACUGAACGAUUUAUCCAAAACCAUCAUAUUAGCCAAUAUCAUGGACCAAAACAUUAAAUUAAACAAUUUAAAACAAAAGAUUAAAUAACUAAUGUUAUUAAUUAGUCUAUUCAGAAAUGUGUAAUAUAGGAAGAUUUGUCUGUAAGGGUAAUGUUUAAACGCACAGCUACCUGACAAAUAUAAACCGUUAUUCCUCUGCGUGAGGAAGAUCCAUUUAGGUCCGCUCUGACGAACAACAAAAAACUUCCUGAAACUAACUAACUCUUCCAUCCAGAUAGCGAAAUUCUGUUUUUACUGUUAUAUCUAUUUG
Molecule: messenger RNA, 4588 nt
Organism: Megalobrama amblycephala (Wuchang bream)
Lineage: Eukaryota; Metazoa; Chordata; Actinopteri; Cypriniformes; Xenocyprididae
Product: NACHT, LRR and PYD domains-containing protein 12-like
Molecular function (GO): protein binding
Source: RefSeq, a predicted model, not a curated record